Cavia porcellus (domestic guinea pig) is the source of this 659-nucleotide messenger RNA. It is a transcript of the gene CUNH15orf61, whose product is annotated as chromosome unknown C15orf61 homolog. Lineage: Eukaryota; Metazoa; Chordata; Mammalia; Rodentia; Caviidae. The coding region runs from base 84 to 557 and encodes 157 amino acids. The transcript is spliced from 2 exons. The record is from RefSeq and is a predicted model, not a curated record.
CGCUGCGGAGGUCCCGCCUCCUCGCCGCGCGCAUCCUUGCGGCAGCCGCGGGCGCUGCCCUGCUCUUUUCAGCGCGCCAGGCCAUGGAGCCCUUGCGGAGGGCCCACGAGGCCGUGCUGCGCCUGCUGCUGUGGGGUCCCUGGGCCUCCGGCACCGCCUCCCGCGCAAAGCCCCGCGCCUCGGAGGUGCUGACGCGGCACCUAGAGCAGCGGCGCCUGCCGCACUGGACCUCCUUCUGCGUGCCCUACAGCGCAGUCCGCAACGACCAGUUUGGCCUCUCGCACUUCAACUGGCAGGUGCAGGGCGCCAACUACCACGUCUUGCGCACCGGUUGCUUCCCCUUCAUCAAGUACCACUGCUCUAGGGCGUCCUGGCAGGACCUGGCCGCGCAGAACCGCUUCUUCACAGCGCUCAAGGUCGUCAACUUCGGUAUUCCCACUUUAUUAUAUGGACUUGGCUCCUGGUUAUUUGCCAGAGUUACAGAGACUGUGCAUACCAGUUAUGGACCAAUAACAAUUUAUUUUCUAAAUAAAGAAGAUGAAGGUGCCAUGUAUUGAAAGUAUCCAUUAGAGAAUACAAAUACAGUAUCAGUGGGUUUUCUCUCAUGUGUAUGUGCAAUAUUUAUUUUUGAUCCUUUAUAAUAAAACUUUUACAAAUUC